AUGACUGUCCCAACCCCAAUUGUAGCCGGCAACUGGAAGAUGAACACCGACAUUGCCGGCGGCACAGCCCUGGCUGCGGCUAUCGCGGCCGGCGUCGGCGCAAUAGUUGGCGUCGACCUGGUGGUCUGCCCACCGUUCGUGUCGCUGGCCGCGGUGCGUGAUGCCGUGGCCGGCAGCGGUGUCAGCGUGGGCGCCCAGAAUAUGCACGCUGACGGGAAUGGCGCGUUCACCGGCGAGAUUGCGCCGCCAAUGCUGGUGGGACUCUGCGAGUACGUAAUCAUCGGACAUUCGGAGCGUCGGCAAUUCUUCGGAGAAACGGACGAUUCGGUGGGUCGGAAGGUUGCCGCCGCGGUUGCGCACGAACUGCGACCAAUCGUGUGCGUGGGCGAAACACUGUCGGAAAGGGAAUCGGGCAACGCCGCCGAGGUAAUCCGCUGGCAGGUAACGUCGGCGUUGGCCGAGCUGGACGCUGGAGAUGCUGAUGGUCUGGUCAUAGCCUACGAACCGGUCUGGGCCAUCGGCACCGGGCGGGCGGCAACGCCGGAAAUCGCCGACCAGAUAAUGGGUGGCGCAAUUCGCUCCACCAUGGCUGCGGUGUUGGGACUCGAUGUGGCUGCAGCGGUCCCGCUGCUCUACGGCGGCAGUGUUAACGCCGCCAACGCCGCCGAAUUCGCCGCUGUGGAAAACGUCAACGGCGCGCUGGUCGGCGGGGCCAGCCUCGACGCUGGUUCGUUUCUGGCAGUGGCGGUUGCGUUCGCCGGUGCUUAG
Geodia barretti is the source of this 768-nucleotide messenger RNA. The record is from the annotation of a GenBank genome assembly. NCBI's taxonomy places the organism in Eukaryota, Metazoa, Porifera, Demospongiae, Tetractinellida, Geodiidae.